CUGUGCAUUAACAGGGUACAUUAUUGAGUACAUACUCGUUCAUAAUAUAGAUGUGUUUCAUUCAGUAGCGAACAUGACCUGAAACAAAUUUAUGGGCGAUUCGUUUGAAUAAUUUCACGGGACCAGCUUUGGUGGGGGGGAUGCAUAGCUGGAGGUGGUAUCUCUCCAGGGUCAUGCGUCUUUUCCUGCACUGGUUCAGGCUCUGCCUCCGACGAGGACGCAGAAAGCAGCAGAGCAAAGUGCGAGACUUGUGGAACUAUUGGAAAGUGAUAAUGAAGUCCCUCUACUUCAACAUCUUGACCAAUUCAGACACUGUACUAGACUGCACCUUUGAGCCCAUCUACUGGCUGGUGGACAACCUGACCCGAUGGUUUGGAGUGGUGUUUGUAUCAGUGGUGAUCGCCUUGACCAGCUCCAUUGUGAUCAUCGUCUAUCUGUGCGUGCUCCCCAUUAUCUUCAGCACAUACCCCUUUCACUGGAUUCUAUGGCACCUGUGUUACGGCCACUGGAAUCUCCUCAUGGUGGUCUUCCAUUACUACAAAGCCACCACCACGCAUCCGGGUUUCCCACCGCAGGAAAAGAGUGAUAUACCUACUGUUACUAUCUGUAAAAAAUGUAUAGUUCCCAAACCACCUAGAACACACCAUUGCAGUAUCUGCAACAGGUGUAUUUUGAAAAUGGACCACCACUGUCCUUGGUUGAAUAAUUGUGUGGGUCAUUUCAACCACCGGUACUUCUUCAGUUUCUGCCUGUACAUGACCAUGGGCUGCAUCUACUGCAGCAUCAGUGCCAGAGACAUGUUCCUGGAUGCAUAUAAUGUCAUUGAGAGUGAUUAUCAGACCCCUCCACCCGCCUUCACUCAUCAGGAGAGAAUGGUGCAUAAGAGCCUCAUUUAUUUGUGGGUGCUGACAAGCUCAGUAGCUGUAGCUCUAGGUGCACUUACAUUGUGGCAUGCAGUGCUGAUUACCAGAGGAGAGACCAGUGUGGAGAGACAUAUCAACCGCAAAGAAAGAAAACGACUCAAACUGAAGGGCAAAGUUUUCCGCAAUCCCUACCACAAUGGAAAAAUUGACAAUUGGAAAAUGUUUUUUGGUGUGGAGAAGCGGAGUCACUGGCUAACGCGAGUACUGCUGCCUUCCAGUCAUGCUCCUCACAGGGAUGGCCUGACGUGGGACUGUCCUGUGUACAGAAACAACACCAUGACUAUAUGAUGUUACAGACAUAUCCUUAUAUUCCUUCAUCAGCUCUGGAACUGAUGGAUCAUUUCAUUUCAUUGACUCUUACGGGAGGGGUCAAAUCUGCUCUACUCAAACCCUGGUCCUUUUAAAAUGAACUUGGUGCCGUUUAAGCAUCUUAAUGGUUUUUUAAAUAGUCGUGUACUGAAAUAGUGUGGCUGUGGUGCAGAUGUGGUACUAUGUGCCGAGUUUAAAGUGGUACUUAGUGCCAAAGAUUUAUUGUAAACGGAUUUUUACUGAAAUGUUUGGUACCAAUAGUGAUCACACUGAUUAAUAGAAAUCUGAUUAAUUGAAGUUAUUUUGUGCUUAUUUCCAAAUAAUGUUUUCUAGUUAGAACAUUUGACAAGAUUUUACAUGUAAAAACAACAGAAGUUCUUUCUACUUUGCAAACUCUUUCCAGAUUUAAAAAUGGGAAAAAUCUCAGAUUUUUAGUGCGGUCUCACUUUUGGACUCCAAUCUAUGUGUAAGCAAAAAUACAUUUCUUGGUGUUUUGAUUUGGAAAAAACAAAACUUUUUGACAUUUCAGUCAUACAAAUGUAACUACCUAAAAUAUGUUUGUAAUUUAUGUUUAAGGUUUCUUAUUGGUAUCACGUACCAACACCUUACAUGUGAAGUAAUGCAGUCUGAUAUAAUGUACCAAUAAAACACUGCAGUUACU
Myxocyprinus asiaticus (Chinese sucker) is the source of this 1893-nucleotide messenger RNA. Its product is annotated as palmitoyltransferase ZDHHC16B-like. NCBI's taxonomy places the organism in Eukaryota, Metazoa, Chordata, Actinopteri, Cypriniformes, Catostomidae. The coding region runs from base 141 to 1211 and encodes 356 amino acids. Gene Ontology annotation, cellular component: Golgi apparatus. Gene Ontology annotation, molecular function: palmitoyltransferase activity. The transcript is spliced from 10 exons. Gene Ontology annotation, biological process: protein palmitoylation. The record is from RefSeq and is a predicted model, not a curated record.